Molecule: messenger RNA, 5916 nt
Organism: Mya arenaria
Lineage: Eukaryota; Metazoa; Mollusca; Bivalvia; Myida; Myidae
Product: sister chromatid cohesion protein PDS5 homolog A-like
Exons: 35
Coding region: 143-4891 (1582 amino acids)
Biological process (GO): mitotic sister chromatid cohesion
Source: RefSeq, a predicted model, not a curated record
GUCGGUUCGCGCCGUUUCCUGUGUGAGAAAUAACAAAACUAUAAGAAACUAAGGUAUUUCAAGCAAUUAUGCAUUGAGCCAAUAAGCAAAAACUGACAAUAGAUCAUCGGAUUUCAUGUCAUAAGCACCAAAUCAACACAAGAUGAGUCAGAAUGUCAUCUCAGGGGGUAAGGCUGUGAAGGUCAUUUAUCCUCCCACAUGUAAGGAAGUGACAGAAGAUCUGGGAAAAGAUGAGCUGGUUCGGAGACUCAAGCUUAUUGCCAGAGCAUUCCAAGAUAUGGGGCAAGAUGAGAAUGAGCAGUAUUCAGGUCUUGCUAUUCAUCUGGCCACAGAUUUCUUCCUGGAACACACAAACAAAGAUGUUCGCCUCCUAGUGGCCUGCUGUCUAGCCGAUGUUUUCAGGAUUUUUGCUCCGGAAGCUCCUUAUGGAGAUGCUUCACGCAUAAAGGACAUCUUCAUGUUUCUAAUAAAGCAGUUGCGUGGACUUGAAGAUCCCAAUUCUCCUACAUUUAAGAGAUACUUCUACUUGUUAGAGAACCUUGCCUGGGUGAAGUCCUUCAACAUCUGUAUUGACCUGGAUGACAACCAAGAGAUUUUCUGCAGUCUCUUCAAACUGAUGUUUUCCAUCAUCAAUGAAAAGCACACUGGUAAAGUGAAGAACUUCAUGAUAGACAUGAUGUGUCCCCUGCUGACAGAGGCAGAUGUCGUGUCACAGGAGUUGCUUGAUAUUCUCCUCAUCAACAUUGUCGAGCCACACAAGAGUCAGAACAGACAGGCUUUCAAUCUGGCCAAGGAACUACUUGUGCGGACUGGAGAUUCCAUAGAGCCUUAUGUUCAAGCAUUCUUCAACAAUGCCCUGAUGCUAGGAAAGACAUCAGAGAGUGAGCUAUCUGAACAUCUGUAUGAUCUGAUUUACGAGCUGAACGCACUCUGUCCUUCCGUACUUCUGGCGGUUCUACCACAGCUGGAGUUCAAACUCAAGAGUAAUGAGGAGACAGAGCGAAAGUCUGUAACAAAGAUCCUAUCCAAGAUGUUCUCAGACCCAGAGUCAACCCUGGCUGAGCAAAACAAACCACUGUGGAACUGCUUCCUUGGCAGAUUUAAUGACAUCAGUAUCACAGUGAGGACCAUUUGUGUGCAGUCAACACUCAACUUUGUCAUGAAUCAUCCAGAACUUGUCAAAGAUGUCAUUGAGCAAGUAAAGAUUCGCCAGCAUGAUGCAGAAGAAACAGUCCGGCAGGAGGUGGUGACCGCCUUGGUGAAGAUCUCCAAGGAAAACUUUGAUGCUACCACACCGGAGAUGCUGGAUAUCAUCAAAGAGAGGACCAGGGAUAAGAAGUUUAAGAUCCGCCAAUCUGCCUUGCUGGGGUUGGGCUAUCUAUACAAGGCAGUUAUGGCCAGUGAGACUGCCCCACAGGCCGAAGUCAACAAGGUUGUCUGGGUUAGGGACAAGGUAUUCCAUGCCUACUACCAGCAAAACCCAGAUGACAGGUUGAUGGUAGAGAGACUGUUCAACAUGUGCCUGGUUCCCUACACACUGCCUCCCAAUGAGAGGAUGAAGCGGCUUUAUAGGCUGUAUGGAAAACUGGACGGCCCAGCUGUCAAGGCAUUCCAUGAAAUGAUGAAACAUCGGCAUAUAGUUCGGACCCAUGUGAAGGGUAUACUGGACGGGCUAGACAAAAUGAAUCAGAACCCCAAGGAGCAUGUGUUCCUGUUGCCCAGGCUACAACACCUCUCAAAGACAUUGCCAGACCAGCCAAAAGCAUUAGAACAGUUGAAGAAACUGAACGAGUUAUUGCGAGAUGAUAAACGUCUCCGAAAUCUCAUGAGAUACCUGGUCAGUCCAGACUGCAAUUGUCGGAAGGCCAACGAAAACGUGAAAGAAAUCCUAAAGCGUCUAGGCGGUGGUAAUACCAACAGCAGUCAAAGUCAGAUACUACUGUACAACAACACAAAGGCUCUCCUGGAACGUGUGGCUCCAGUCAUGGUUGAUGCUCAAGCCAUGACCUGUCUGGUCAAACAUGUUGAAGAUGCUGUUAAGGGUCAAGGGACCAUCGCUGAUGAUAUCUUUGAAGCUGGACAGAAAGGGGUUCAACUUUUACUAUGUUUUUCCACUGUGUUCCCCCAGUAUUUCAAAGGAGAGGAGACAUUUGAGACCCUGAUAUCCUUCUUGAAAGAUGAGGAUGAACAAGUUGCUGAUGUCACAUUACAGAUUAUCACAAACUGUGGAACGGAUCUUGAAACCCAAAGUCCUGAUGUUUUUUCAAAAUUGUUACCAAUACUCCAGCACACUGCAAAGAUCGGAAGUCCAAAGCAGGCAAAACAUGCAUUACGGUGCAUUAACAAAAUUGUGAAGAAUAAAGAACCUGUUUUCUCACAGAUAUUUGAGUAUGUUCGAAACAACCUGAAGCCUGAGUCUGCCAACUACAUCACAUCAAUAGUGGCCCUGGGUCACAUAGCGAAUAUGUGUUCAGAGGCGUUCUCCAGCAGCAUGAAAACCAUCGUCUCCAAGGACAUAGUCAAAGAUCUGCUAAUGGAGGAUAGGACACAUGGGGAACAAGUAAUGGACAGCUGGUAUUCCGAUCAUUUGGUCACAGAGGAAACAAACGCCAAGAUACAAGCUAUGAAGCUGUUAAUGCGCUGGCUAUUGGGGUUGAAGAGCAAUGUGAAUAACUGCUGUACGUCCACUCUGCGGCUACUGUACACCGUCAUUGUUCACGAGGGAGAUCUCAUGGAGAAAAUGCUAAUAAAUAAGCCUGAGCUAGCCCGACUGCGCCUCCAGGCUGGUUGUGUGAUACUGAAGCUGGCGGAGGAACCUGUGUUUGCUGAUCUCAUUCAACAAGAACAAUUCCAGGCCCUUGCACUUCUCAUAAAUGACAGCUGCUACCAUGUCCGUAUGCGGUUCUCAGAGAAGCUAAACAAGGGCCUGAUAUCCAUGCGUCUACCCCUUGAGUUUAUGUCAAUCUUCAGCCUCGCAGCUAACGACCCUGUUCGAGAGAGGCGCACCACCAUUAAGAAGUUUCUGCAGCUCAACAUUCAGAGACGCAGGGACUUUCUUAAACAAAACCAAGUGCUUGGAGCUAAGAACACAGAUGAUAAGGGGAAGCUAUUCCAGUACCUGCCUGAUUAUGUAAUGCCCUACACCAUCCACUUGCUAGCCCAUGAUCCAGACCUCCGGUCUUACGAAGAAGUGGGCGCUCUCAAAAACAUCAAGGAGUGCCUUUGGUUUAUGAUGGAGCCAUUGGUCGCGAGAAGUGAGGAAUACAACUACCAUUUCUUCCGUCGCCUCAUAGAGAACAUCAAACAAGCUAAGGAUCUACAGAACCCUGAUGAGGAUACUAACAAGAAACUGUAUGCAGUGUGUGACCUUGCCCUGGGCCUCCUACAGAAAAACCUGACCAACAUAGUUCUCAAAGACAGUAACGUGGACCCUGUUCUGCCAGGAAAACUAUUCUCUAAACCAAACAAGGAAUCUCUUAACAGCACAGUGUAUUUACCUAAGGAUUUCAACUUUGAAAAGAAGAAGGGUAUCUCAGAGCCAACGGACGCUGCACAACCUGCCCACAACGCACCUAGCACAUCAGGCGCAGGCUACUACCGAGGCCGUCAGCCCAAGCCCACCACCUUGGAGACCAUUGUGGUCGAGAGUCCAGGGCCUGUGGUGAACCCAAACCCCACAUGUCCCCGGGAACCCAAGAAGAAGAAAGUCAAAAGAGAAGAAAGCCCAGAUGAGUCAAUUGAAGGUGAAGCAAAAACUCCAAAGAGAACCAGCAGGGCUCGGGGUUCAAAGUCAGCAGCUGCUGCCAAAGGUGCUGAUAGUAUUGAAGAUGAUGACAGUGAAAUCGGAGAGCCUGAAACACCCCAGGGCUCUGACAUAAGCUCAGAACCAAAGUCAUCGCCCCCUCCGAAAAAACACACCCAAGGGCGAGGCAAGGGAAGGGCGAUGGCUCUGGGGAAAAGAAAUAAGAAAAACGUUGAGCCAGAUGAAUCAUCACAGGAAAGUGUAGGAAAGAGUGAUUCUCAGGAAGAAAUGGAAGCUUCUCCGGAAAUGAGAGACACUAAUUCACAGGAAUCGGAAGUUACAUCACCACCAAAGAAAAGAUUGCUUAAGAGAACAAUGGCGGAAAGUGGUCAAACUCAAAAACAGUCGCUACAAAGUAAUAAAAAGACUGGUGGUAAAAAGGGUGGAAAGGCUGGUGCAACAGCUGCAGACACUAAAGAGAGUGCAGAGAUUAGUGGUGGUAAAAAGGGAGUGGUACAAAAGAAGGGCAAGGGUGUUGUGAAUCAAAAUGGUGCAAAGGGAAAAGGAAGGGGCAGGAAAAGGACUAAAGAGGAAAGUGAAUCAGAACAGGAAGAAGAAGAGGAGGAAGAGGAAGAAGUUGCAGCACCCAGCAAGAAGAGAGCGAAUACUAGUACUGCAAAGGGAAAAGGACGAGGCAACAAGAGGGUUAAGGAAGAGAGCGAGUCUGAAGAAGAAGAAGAGGAGGAAGAAGAAGAUGAGGAGGAGGAGGAGGAGGAAGAUGAGGAGGAGGAAACUGCGUCAUCAAGUAAGAAGAGAAAAUUCAACCUAGAGAAGGAUGCUGUCCCUGCACCUAGUCUCGGCAAGAAAAAAGCUGCCAACAAAAAGUCCAACCCGUCCUCGCCCGCUAGUUCUGUAUCGAGUGUCGCAUCCACACCAAAGAAGGCUUCCCCAGCCAAGAAAGCUACAACAAAGGGCCCCAAACCAUCGGCUAGUGCAACUCUGCCUGCCAGAAAUGUGAGAAGAGGCAGGCAGCUGUCUAACGGCACAUCAGCGUCAGAAACCGACACCAGCUCACCGGGGAAGGCUGCUGCACUAUCCAGGGUCAUACAGAAGAAUACCAGACGAGCUCCUCCAAAAGGCAAAAAGUGAAUGAAGGAAUUAGAGGCUAAUGAGGAAUAUACAUUUUAAAUGGGGCAGUGGAAUAAAUCAUUAUUGUUUCAUGAAGUGUGAAAGAUUGGAAUUGGCCAGGUGCACUUCAGGGAUAUUGUCCAAAAGCAGUAAUCUGUUCAACUAGGACGUUUAAGUAUUGUUUGUUGUUUCUGCCAAGUUCUUUUUUCAUCAUUCAGAAGUUUCAAAACAUGCAAAGAUGAAGUGAUAGUCAAUGGACCAUUUGAUUUUUCAAUUUCUGUUAAAUGUUAACAAUAAAUGGAGGUUGAGGCAAGAAGAUUGGGGACAGAAAGAAUUGCUCGGAGUAAAAUGCAGCAUGCACCUAAUUGUGUUAAAAGUUCCUUUACCUUGAAUGCAAAUUGAGGAGAUGAAAAUGAUCUGGCCCACAGGUGAGCUCUAAUGCUCAGGUGGUAAAUAUACUUGUUCCUUUUGAAGAUCUGAUAAAUAUCAAAAGUACGUAAAUGCAAAUGAACCAGACAUUCAUCAGGUCGGUGGACCAUAUGUGUGUUAAUAAGCAGCUACUUUCCUUUCAGAUGUUUCAAAUGAGUAUUAUGUCUGCUCUUUUAAUGAGUUUGAAUGAAAUGAGGUUUAAGAUUGCUUAUUGAUUUAUUACUGACUAAGUGAAUUAAUUUUGUUUUGUACAGUCACUGAAAAAGACAGAUAUUUCAAUAUUUUAUUUCGUAAAAACAUGGUAUAUGUACACAGAACAGUACAAAUAUGGUAUAAGCUAUAUGUACACAGAAAUGUACACAUAAACAUUACUGUCACUUAAUGAGUAUUUUUAAAUGAACAAACGAUUGAGCACAUCUCUUUUUACCAGUGAACACUGUCGCAUGUUUGCGAAACGUGAGUUUUAAAUUCGUGUGAACAUAUAUGUGUAUGUUGUUGAACAUUUAUCAGUUCUUUAUGUUCCCAUUUGCGUUUUCAUCAAUUCAUUGUAUCUAAUAAUGCUGUUUCAUUAUGCAUCUUUGUCAUUGAUUUCUUGAUCAUGAAAUAAAUCAUUUCAU